Messenger RNA from Camelina sativa (false flax), 560 nucleotides. RefSeq names its product defensin-like protein 260. NCBI's taxonomy places the organism in Eukaryota, Viridiplantae, Streptophyta, Magnoliopsida, Brassicales, Brassicaceae. The record is from RefSeq and is a predicted model, not a curated record.
CAGACCAACGUUUUUCUAAGAAAAGUUCGAUCUCUUGGUCAAAGCAACAAACCAUUAGAUGGAAAACUAGACCAUCAAACCAUCACAUAAACUAGACUAGCUUCAACUUAACUAUCAAAAAUAUUUACCAAAGAAGACAAAAAAGAAUUUAAUCGGUGAAAGGGAUUACAAGAAUGAAGACCGUUUCCUUAAAGCUUUUGUUAUUGGUUUCUUUACUUGUUGCUGUUGUCGAAAAUGGAGUUAGCAUUCAAAGUAAUGGAAGUUCUCUUAACAAAAACUCUUGUAUACCAACAUGCAGCGGCUGCGAAGGUGCUCGUGGUGGUCGUGGUGAUCCCGGUCCACCACCUACUUGUUGUAAGAAGGAUAGUGACUGUGAUAAGUAUUGCCCAGAGGGAGGUUUUUGCAGAUGCAAUUGCGUUUGUAAAAUGGUUAAAGUGAUGAAUUUUAAUAAUGUUCAAUGCCAAACAGAUAAUGAUUGCAACAUGAAAUGUUCAAAGCAAGGGUAUUGCAAAUUGGCAUUUUAAAAGAACACUCCGGUUUGUACAAUUGCAUAUGAUGAA